AAACCAUUUUUAAUGGAGCUUCAAAUAGUUUUAUUUUUUCAUUUACUGAUCAAUCAAAUCCAGUACUGAGUAGGAUAAGAACUGAAAGAACAAAUAAGGCUAUUAUGUGGGCCUUCUUUCAGGGUAUCAUAUUUGAGGAUAAAAGAGUAGAAUUUUGGUAUAAAGCUCGUAAAAGUAAUAUAUUUAAUUCAAACGAAUUAAUUGCUAAAGAAUAUGGACCUUAUUUUGAAAUAUUUGAUUUGCACAAGAAAGAUUCAAAUUAUUGGAUUAGUGACUGA
Molecule: messenger RNA, 278 nt
Organism: Dentiscutata heterogama
Lineage: Eukaryota; Fungi; Glomeromycota; Glomeromycetes; Diversisporales; Gigasporaceae
Source: the annotation of a GenBank genome assembly